UAUGUGAGAAAUCUUAGGUAUGAUGAAAAACCAGAUUAUUCCUUUUUAAAAAAGAUUUUAUAGGAAAGAUUUAUCAAGGAAGGUUAUUAAUACGAUAAUAUUUAUGACUGGAUUUUAAUCCCAAUGAGUAUUCGUAAUCCAUUUUACAAAAGUAAAAUACCACUCACAAUUGAAUUACUUUAAAACGAAGAGAAGUAAAUUAAUUAUUUAAAAUUUGUAGAUAUUUGAAAGAAGAAUAUGAGAUAUUUAAAAAUUAAAACUUUAAUAAUUUAUUUGCCAUAGAAAAAUAGGAUAAUAUUUAAGAUCAAGUUUAGUAAUAAUCAAAUUUAAAUAUUAAAUCUAUUGAAUAAUAAAAACUAAAAAAAUAACAGAUUUAAUAGCCAGCUCUACAAUAAAAAAAAGAUAAAGAUUGCAUAAUAUUUUGA
Paramecium sonneborni is the source of this 425-nucleotide messenger RNA. Lineage: Eukaryota; Ciliophora; Oligohymenophorea; Peniculida; Parameciidae. The record is from the annotation of a GenBank genome assembly.